UUAUGUUUACAUAAUAAUAUUAAUUUGCAGACUUUUCACGAGCGCUGGCAAGCUGGACAAGACGCUCGGAAAUUUCAAGUGGCGAAACUUCACCGCAGUAUGAUUGCCAGCUCUCGGCUACAAUCAAGUGCUUCAAUGUUUCCAGGCAUUCGGAAGAGAUCGCUUCGUCCAAAAGCAUUAAACCACUUGAGAGUACGUCUUCUUGAAAAUCACGAAAAACACAGAGGAACGAAGCAGCGAUUCAGCACACUUGGCGCAAUCUUUCCUUCGAUGCGUAUUGGAAUUUUUAUUUCGGUUAUUCGAUCACUUCUCUCGUGGAUUCUCAAGCACGUACUUCUGUCGUACCUCGACGAUUAUUUUCCUGGAUUUUUAUAUCUGUCGUCUACAUUUAAGCAUUCCUUUGGUCGCUUUACGAGCACGUUGUGCGCCAAUAAGAUUAAAAGUGAGACUGAAAAGAAUCCCGUUUUUUUUUUCUCUGCUCAAAACCGAAAACGAUCGUAGCGGUAGCGAUUCAAGGUAGAAGAGUUUGUUCCGACGACGACUCUUGAGACUCGAUGAGAGUUUCGGACGAAAGGCAUACCCGACGUGGAAAGUUUACGUCGUCGAAAUUUCGACAGAACAACCGGUGAGGUCGAUUCUAUUGCCGUGUAGAGUGCAGUAGUCUGUAUGAUGUAUGUAGGUCAGCGUUUCUCUCAUCCUUUUACGUGCAGUGGACCAUCGGUGCAUCAAUUGAAAGAAGUAUGUCGCUAUGUUGUGGUACGUCAGUGUAUAUUCGCGAUACUUGAAGACAUGUUUGAGAAAGACCAGGCGAACAGGCGAAAACAUGUUGGCUUCUGUAUAAACGCGUGGUACAAGCGAAAACUUUUUAAAGCAUUUUUCUUUGUUCUUUGCUGUUUUCUAUCUAUUAUUCGUCGUGACACUCGACGCAAUAAUUCAAUGCUGCGUAGCAAUUUUUUAAUUAAGCCGCCUUUGUCAAUUAUUUUUUAUUGAUACGUU
This is a messenger RNA of Solenopsis invicta (red fire ant), 996 nucleotides long. RefSeq lists its product as uncharacterized. The transcript is spliced from 2 exons. Bases 100 to 501 code for a protein of 133 amino acids. The record is from RefSeq and is a predicted model, not a curated record. NCBI's taxonomy places the organism in Eukaryota, Metazoa, Arthropoda, Insecta, Hymenoptera, Formicidae.